Drosophila subpulchrella is the source of this 2530-nucleotide messenger RNA. It is a transcript of the gene kdn, whose product is annotated as probable citrate synthase, mitochondrial. Lineage: Eukaryota; Metazoa; Arthropoda; Insecta; Diptera; Drosophilidae. The transcript is spliced from 3 exons. The record is from RefSeq and is a predicted model, not a curated record. Bases 179 to 1573 code for a protein of 464 amino acids. Gene Ontology annotation, biological process: tricarboxylic acid cycle; carbohydrate metabolic process; citrate metabolic process. Gene Ontology annotation, cellular component: mitochondrial matrix.
GCCUUUCAGUUGCCGCGCAGCUGCUAGCCGAGAAACCCACGAAAAGAACACUUCACUUCCAGGAAAAGGAAAGGCAAUUUUUUUCUGUGUGUGUCUGUGUUUUUCUCAGUGCGAGAGGGAUUUUCUAGCAAGGCGAAAGUGUUUUUCUUCUAUCGCAGCCGUACGUAAUCGCAUUGCCAUGUCGCUCUAUCGCAUUUCCGCACGCAAAUUGACCGAGGCACAGAAACUGCCAAAUGUGGGCUCCUACGUUCGCAUGAUCUCCGCCGAUGGCAAGAGCCUGCGCGACGUGCUGACCGCCAAGGUGCCCCAGGAGCAGGAGCGCGUGAAGAACUUCCGCAAGCAGCAUGGUGCCACCAAGAUGGGCGAGACCACCAUCGACAUGAUGUACGGCGGCAUGCGCGGCAUCAGGGCCCUGGUCACCGAGACAUCGGUGCUGGAUGCGGAUGAGGGUAUCCGCUUCCGUGGCCUCUCCAUUCCCGAGUGCCAAAAGGUUCUGCCAGCCGCCGAUGGCGGCACUGAGCCCCUGCCCGAGGGUCUCUUUUGGUUGCUGCUCACCGGCGAGGUGCCCACCAAGUCCCAGGUCCAGCAGCUGUCCCGCGAGUGGGCCGAGCGUGCUGCCUUGCCCCAGCACGUGGUCACCAUGUUGAACAACAUGCCGACCACCCUGCACCCAAUGUCGCAGUUCGCCGCCGCCGUCACCGCCCUGAACCACGACAGCAAGUUCGCCAAGGCCUAUUCGGAUGGUGUGCACAAGAGCAAGUACUGGGAGUACGUCUAUGAGGACAGCAUGGAUCUGAUUGCCAAGCUGCCCGUGGUGGCUGCCACCAUCUAUUGCAAUACCUAUCGCGGCGGCAAGGGCUCCCGGUCGAUUGACUCCAGUCUGGAUUGGUCGGCCAACUUUGUGAAGAUGCUGGGCUACGACAAUGCCCCCUUCACCGAGCUGAUGCGUCUCUAUUUGACCAUCCACAGCGAUCACGAGGGUGGCAACGUGUCCGCCCACACUGUUCACUUGGUGGGCUCGGCCCUCAGCGAUCCCUACCUGUCCUUCGCCGCCGGCCUGAACGGUCUGGCUGGUCCCCUGCACGGCCUGGCCAACCAGGAGGUGCUCGUGUGGCUGCGCAAGCUGCAGAAGGAGGCCGGCAACAACCCCUCGGAGGAGCAGCUGAAGGAGUACAUCUGGAAGACCCUCAAGUCCGGACAGGUGGUUCCCGGCUACGGACAUGCCGUGCUCCGCAAGACCGAUCCCCGCUACACCUGCCAGCGCGAGUUCGCCCUGAAGCACCUGCCCGAGGACGAGACCUUCCAGCUGGUGUCCAAGAUCUACAAGGUGGUGCCACCAAUCCUGACCGAGACCGGCAAGGUGAAGAACCCCUGGCCCAAUGUAGAUGCCCAUUCCGGUGUGCUGCUGCAGUACUACGGCAUGAAGGAGAUGAACUACUACACGGUGCUCUUCGGCGUGUCCCGUGCCCUCGGCGUGCUGGCCUCCCUUGUCUGGGAUCGUGCCCUCGGCCUGCCCAUCGAGCGCCCCAAGUCGUUCUCCACCGAUCUGCUGGUCAAGAUGGUCCAGAAGUAAGCAGCUGGAGCAGGAGAAGCAGGAGGAGCAGGAGGAGCGGGAGGAGCUGGAGUUGAUCCUUUUAUAGCCAGAGGGAGAUGGACGCGGACGACGGAUGCAGAAGCUGUAGAUUGUAAUUGACGAGGGACGAGGAACGAGGGAGAGAUUCGAUUGGAUUGUACUGGAUCGGAUCGGGAUUUGGAUAUCGAUAUGACGACGCUGAUAUUGAGAGAGAGUUGGAUAUGUGUAGUUGAGGAGAACAGCAACCAAAUACGAACCAAUAGGAAAAACCAGAAGAAAACUGCAACACACUGCAACAACCGCAAAACAAUAAGUUGGAAAUAAGGCAGAAACUUAUUUUUAGUAGUAAAAUAAUUAACGAAGAGAAAACCAACAAGCAAACACUUAAUUAAUUGUAUAAGCUAUAUAUAUACAUACACGAUUGACUAUAUAUAUAGGGACGGACAGGCAGAGAGAGAGAAUGUUUGCGCCUAUUGUUUAUGUUCAGCAUUUCCCCACCCUCAAACGCCCAAACAAAAAAACCCAUCCUCCCAAUCUUCCAAUCUCCCACGAUUCCCCCACUAUAUAUUUAGUUUGUUAUGUUUUCAUCCUAGCCGAUCGACUAACCACGACCUUACUGCUUUAACAACCCCCAAAACGCCCGACCCACCAGCACCACCCCGCCUGAAAACCUAAAAAAAUUACUAACUUGAUAACAUUUUACUUUUAAUUUAACUAUAAUUUAUUAUGCAAACAAGAUACAAACGAGAGAAAUACAAUACAAAAACAAGUGUAAAGAAACCAACAAAAACAUUUAAAAAAAAAACUCAAUAAAAAAACAGAACAAUAAUAAUAUUAUGCAUAGAGAGUAGUUAUUGCCAACUCCACCAGUGGAAUCCGCAAAAGCGUUCGUUCAUUGCCGUGCAAGUGUAUUCGAGAAAGCAAACCCACAAUAAAUCUUAGCAAACUUGAAUCGAA